AAUUACUGCAAAUUUGAGUCAAUUGAACAAAAAAUAGUACUUAAUAAUUUGAUUCACAUAGUGAUUUUCAAUCACGUGACUCGAGGCGCGAAAUUUUAAAAUAAUAAUUACUGAGGAAAAACAUAAUUUUCAUUCAUGAAGUGAAAGUUGCUUUUUUAAUUUUAUUUCUACAAGAUUUCUCUUACCUUGUAAAAGUGUUCAAACAAUAAUCUACAAUAAUAAUAAUAAUUCAAUGUCCUCAAAACAAGAAAAACUCUAUACCUUAAUUUUUGUAAAAGAAAAAAAGGAGAAAAAUGAAAAAAUACUUUUGGGUUUAAAAAAGAAAGGACUCGACCAAGGAUUGUGGAAUGGUUUUGGCGGCAAAGUAGAAAAAAACGAAUCGAUUUUGGAAGGAGCUCUGAGAGAAUUAAAAGAAGAAUGUGGUUUAUCUGGUGAAUUGAAAAAAAUUGGAGUACUUCACUUUCAUGGAAGAGAAGAAGGAAUUGUAUCAGUGGUUUACGUUUUUGAUACUUAUUCUUAUAUUGGAGACAUAACCGAGUCCGAAGAAAUGCAACCAAAAUGGUUUGAGAUAAAAGAAAUUCCUUUCAAUGAGAUGAAAGAAGAUGCGAGCAUCUGGUUUGAUCACAUGUUAAAGGGAAAAUUUUUCAAAGGCUACUUUCAUUAUGAAAAUGAUAAAAUUGUAAAACACAAAAUAGACGAAUUAACCGAAUUUGAAGAAAUGUAAUAAAAUAGA
Molecule: messenger RNA, 733 nt
Organism: Leptopilina boulardi
Lineage: Eukaryota; Metazoa; Arthropoda; Insecta; Hymenoptera; Figitidae
Product: oxidized purine nucleoside triphosphate hydrolase-like
Exons: 3
Coding region: 233-724 (163 amino acids)
Biological process (GO): DNA protection
Molecular function (GO): 8-oxo-7,8-dihydroguanosine triphosphate pyrophosphatase activity
Source: RefSeq, a predicted model, not a curated record